UUAGGGUCUUACAUCGCCAGAAGCUUGGUUGCAGAUCCACGAAACAAUGUGCUGCUCGUUUCUCGGAAUCCCAAAUCGUUACAUGAUCGUCUUUCUCAUCUUGGAAAACAAAUCCUUCCUCCUAUUUCUGCGGACAUCGCUUCUCCCUCCUCUUCCCCUCAACUUCGCGAGGCGAUGGAAGGAGCUCAUGCGGUCGUCUCCCUGGUCGGAUUGUUAGCUGCGACGGAAAAAGAGAUGGUGGAUGUUCAACAGGAUGGGGCGAGACGUGUUGCAGAUGCCGCUAAGGAGAAAGGGGUUGAGAGGGUGGUAAUGAUUUCUGCUAUUGGAGCGGAUAAGAAUGGUGUGACACCUUACCAACGGACUAAAGCAGCUGCUGAAGAAUACUUUCUCAGUCUGCAUCCAACAGCCACCGUAAUCCGUCCUUCCAUAGUUUUCGGACCUGGCGAUUCUUUCUUUACUAGAUUCGCUGAAAUGGCUAAGUGGUUACCUUUCUUGCCUGUUUUCGGGGGUGGUACGACGAAAUUCCAGCCCGUUUAUGUGGGCGAUCUUGCUCGCGCUGUGGAAAUUUGUUGUCGUGAUGAUGCUAAAGUGGUGGAUAUGGUGGGAGGAAGGAUCAUCGAAGCGGGUGGUCCGGACAUCCUGACAUAUCGAGAAAUCAUGAAUCUCACUCUCCUCCAUUCUCAACGUCGUCGUCCCAUCAUAUCCUUACCAUUCUGGGUCGGCACACUCCAAGCUUUUUUUCUGGAACGACUCCCACAAUCACUCUUCACUCUCACUCGUGAUCAAGUGAAACAAUUACGAGUCGACAAUAUCGUCUCCCCUCAUCCUCUCGUUAACUCAGUCAACUUCCAAGAUCUCUUACGUGCUUUCCCAAGUAAUUCACCAAGCUCAGUGGUCGAAACAGAUUUGGUCAGCGUACACCAGAUACUUCCUACUUAUCUCACCCCACAAACCAAAGAAAACGGUAAACGUACGCAUGGACGUCACACGAGUCUCGGGAGUCUAGAAGAAUUCAAAAAGAUGUCGGGUAAAUGA
Molecule: messenger RNA, 1035 nt
Organism: Tremella mesenterica DSM 1558
Lineage: Eukaryota; Fungi; Basidiomycota; Tremellomycetes; Tremellales; Tremellaceae
Exons: 6
Cellular component (GO): mitochondrion
Molecular function (GO): protein-containing complex binding
Source: RefSeq, a predicted model, not a curated record